Penicillium cosmopolitanum is the source of this 2862-nucleotide messenger RNA. RefSeq lists its product as uncharacterized. The transcript is spliced from 2 exons. Bases 1 to 2862 code for a protein of 953 amino acids. Lineage: Eukaryota; Fungi; Ascomycota; Eurotiomycetes; Eurotiales; Aspergillaceae. The record is from RefSeq and is a predicted model, not a curated record. Gene Ontology annotation, molecular function: protein binding.
AUGAGUGACCCACUCUCCAUUGCAGCCAGUCCUGCAGGCCUGCUUUCACUCGGCAUCCAGGUCUCGGAGUCAUUCCUCAAGUUUUAUGUCGCCUAUAAAAAUCAGGAUGAUAACAUCACUCGAGUAUCGAAGAAGCUGGAGAACCUUCUUGCCGUCUUUCGAUCGCUCCAAGCUACCCUGGAGGCCCGCGAGUUUCAUCCCGGAGAGGAAAAGCUCGUUCAGAGUAUCGAGGAUUCCAUCAACGACUGUAAGGAGAUUAUUCAAGAGUCUGAAGAUGAAAGCAAGAAGUAUGUCAAAGCUCCGGAUAUUGGAGCUCGAGACAAAAUCAAGACUGCUACUCGCCGUGUGGCCUACCCAUUUCGGGUCAGCACUUUGAACAAGCUCGAGGAAGAUACUCGUGAUAUUCAAGUCAAUCUGGGAUUUGCAUUGAUGGUUCUCAACCAAGGUGAUCAGAGGGCCAUUCAUGAUGAUUUGAUCGAUGUCAAGUCACUGCUCGAAAGCUUGCAGGAAAUCCAAGUUUCCUCGGCUAUACGCAGUUGGUUGGAUGCGCCAGACGCUACGGUCAAUCACAAUAGCAUAUGUGCAAAACGUCGGGCAGAGACUGGGAUUUGGUUCAUUGAUGGAAAGCAUUAUCAUGAAUGGUUGGACUGGGACAACUCAUUUCUGUGGUUGAAUGGGUUCGCGGGAUGCGGCAAGUCGGUCUUGUGCUCAACAGUCAUCCAGCAUACAUUCCUACAGAAAAUACUCAAGGCCGACGUUGGAAUUGCCUUUUUCUACUUCACUUUCAGUGACCAAUUCAAGCAGGAUGAAUCAGCCAUGGCGAAGUCUCUUCUGUUGCAGCUGGCAGGACAGCGGAAAGAAUGCGAGGAUGACCUUACUGUUCUUUAUAGGUCGCACCAGACAGGAACACCUCACAUCAAUGCUCUUUUAACAUCCCUGCAGAAAAUGAUUCAAAGAUUCCGCUACGUGGAAUGCCAGUUUAAAGCGCUGCAGCAGUGUCCCGGAACCAAGAUUCAUCUUCGAAAAUGUCUACAAUCAUUACCUCGAAGCCUAGACGAGACCUAUGAGCGAAUGCUUUGCAGCAUUGAUGAAGGCUGCCUCGACGACGCACGCCGCAUUUUGACAUUGCUAUGCUUUUCACUUGUGCCGCUCACCAUGUCAAAGCUGCUCCAUGCACACGCAGUAGACCUCGAGAAUAAUAAACUUGACAUUGAGGACCGAAUCCUGGAUGCUGAAGGUGUUAAAGAAAUUUGUAUUGGUCUGAUUGAGGUUGUGCCGCAUGAAGAUCACCAUGAAGUUCGAAUUGCUCAUUUUUCAGUGCAAGAAGAUCUAGUGUCCGACCGCAUCAAGACACAGGGUGCAAAAUACCUUGCAUUAGAGAGCGCCUCUGCGCAUGAUGUCACAGGGCAGAUCCGUCUCGUGUACCUUACAGAUCCAGGACCAUCUUCGCUUCAAACGAAAGAGAACAUUGUGACGACUUUCCCUCUAACAAAAUACGCUGCAGAAUUCUGGCAUGGGCAUUACAACAAGGGAAGAAGAUCCAUCCUCGAAUCAAAAAUUUUUAUUUUGAAGAUUUUGACUGAGGAAGGGGCAUUCAUGACCUGGAGAAUGUUUCGUGAACGCAAAAGUAGGCGUCAGUCGGAGCCAGAAUUCGACCUCGUCGUAAUCCAACUACACUACUGCGCCCUAUUUGGGUUUGAAUGGGCCAUCGACCAUAUCUUGAAUACCGGAAUAAGACUCGGAUACAGCAUAAAAGACAUUUUAAACGAUCAUGGCUUAGCACGUUUUGAUGCCCUGCAAGCUGCAGCCUCUUGUGGUCAUCAUACUGUGGUCCAAUUUCUACUAAACAAGGGUGCUGAUGUCCUUAUCCAGCGUCAAAGCUAUGAUUAUGCUUUGCAGGGCGCAUCAAGACGAGGCCAUCAUAAUGUGGUGCAGGUGCUACUAGUCAAUGGCGCCAACGUCACUAUUGGCAGUGAAAGCUAUUGUAAUGCUCUACAUUCCGCAUCAAGACGUGGCCACCGUUCAGUGGUGCAGCUAUUACUGGAUAAUGGCGCCGAUGUCAAUGCUCGGGGUGAACAAUAUGGCACUGCUCUCCGGGCUGCAUCAGCUCAUGGGCAUUACUCAGUGGUACAAUUAUUACUAGACCACCACGCUGAUGUCAAUGCUCAGGACGGAAUAAAUGGCAAUGCUCUACAGGAUGCAUCGAUUCAAAAAGAUCCUUCGGUGGUACAGCUGCUGCUAGAGCGGGGUGCCGAUGUGAAUAUCCAAGGCGGAUGCUAUGGCACUACUCUACAGGCUGCGUCAAUUCAAGAGAAUUUUCCCGUGGUAGAGCUAUUGCUGGACCAGGGCGCUGAUGUCAAUGCUCAAGGCGGUUAUUAUGGGACUGCUCUACAGGCAGCAUCAAUUCAAGAAGAUUCUUCGGUAGUACGGUUACUGCUCGACCGGGGUGCUGAUGUGAAUAUCCAAUGUGGAUAUUAUGGCACUGCUCUACAGGCUGCAUCAACUCUAGAGAAUGUUUCAAUGGUGCAGUUGUUGUUAGACCGUGGCGCUGAUGUGAAUUCCACCAGCAGUGGAAAGUAUGGCACUGCUCUACAGGCUGCAUCAUGUUGGGGGCACACUUCGGUGAUGCAGUUACAGCUUGGCAGGGGCGCUGAUGUAAAUGCCCCCAGUAGUGGAAAGUAUGGCACUGCUCUUCUGGCUGGAUCACGUUGGGGGCACACUUCAGUGGUUCGAUUACUGCUAGACCGGGGCGCUGAUGCGAAUCCCUCAAGCAGUGGAGAAUAUGGCACUCCCCUACAGGCUGCAUUGCAAAGGGGACACAUGAGCGUGGUGCAAGUUCUGCGUGAUGCAGGGGCAGUUUGA